Molecule: messenger RNA, 1113 nt
Organism: Apis cerana (Asiatic honeybee)
Lineage: Eukaryota; Metazoa; Arthropoda; Insecta; Hymenoptera; Apidae
Product: RIB43A-like with coiled-coils protein 1
Source: RefSeq, a predicted model, not a curated record
AAAUUUUGGCACGAUGCUGAAGUUUCAAACCGCGACCAAAGAGGAGCUGAAACUGGCCGCAGCCGUUCAACGCAGGCGGCAGAUCGAGGCAGAGAGAAAGGAACGGAUUUUCAAUGCACGAUUCAGGAAAAUCGGGAUAGACAAGGAAUUCUUGGACAAACAGGUCGAGGAAAAGAAGCAGCAACGUGAACUGGAAGAAGCCCGAGAAUCCGAACUCGACGAGAUUUUGCUUCAAAGUUGUAAGAUCGGUUUGCUAUUGGAGAAACAACAAGAAGAGGAAAAGCGAAAAAUCCACAAAGAGAUCGAGCAUUAUAGACAGCAGUAUCAACAACGCCAGGAAUGCGAACUGUCGAAAAAAGGCGAUCGCGAUCUAUCCUUCGGCGAGCUAUUAAAAAGCGAGGAGGAUGAUCUUAAGGAAAAGGCGAAGGCGAAGAAAGAAGAGAUGAGGUGGUGGAUCGAAAAACAAAUGCAGGAACAUCUGUCCGCCGAGAGCGAACGGAAGGAAUUCAAGAAAGCCCAGGAAGCAGCCAUCCUCUCCAGAGACAGGCAUGCCAUGAAGAUAGCUCAGAUGGAACAAGAUUGUCGUCGAAAGUUGAACGAAGCCACCGCACGAUUUAAUCAAGCCAUGGCAGAGGAACAGGAAUACCGCCGCCGCUGCGAAGCCCUUCAAGAGGAGGAGGACAAGAAGGCGGAUAUCUACAAUCACGUGACUGGGGACUUCCUUACGGAAGCCAAAGAGCAGGCGGAGAGCACUCAUGGACCGCACAAACCGUUGGCCUCGCGUUACAAGGGCAUGACUGCGGACGAGCUUAAGGUUUUCAGGGAGGCUCAAGCACGCCAACUGAAAGAAAUGAAGGAAAUGAAAAUAGAGGAGAAACGAAGAGACGAAGAAUGGGAUCGAUUGAUGACUACCCAAGCCGAGAUCGCAGAUUCGUAUCAACGUGAAAUUGAUCGGAAGAAAGCGGAAAUUAAAAAGAAAAUAGCAAAGGAGAAUUUGGAAUUAGCGGAGCAACAAAAAUCUCAUCAGGAAUAUCUCAAUUGUGUGCUUUAUAAAAAUAAAGCGACUGCAGCCUUUUAUGAACAAUUUAAUAAAGAUGCUCGUUAAAAAUAAAA